Apiotrichum porosum is the source of this 1800-nucleotide messenger RNA. RefSeq names its product Aromatic/aminoadipate aminotransferase 1 (gene ARO8). The coding region runs from base 1 to 1800 and encodes 599 amino acids. The transcript is spliced from 4 exons. Gene Ontology annotation, molecular function: transaminase activity; pyridoxal phosphate binding. Gene Ontology annotation, biological process: biosynthetic process. The record is from RefSeq and is a predicted model, not a curated record. Lineage: Eukaryota; Fungi; Basidiomycota; Tremellomycetes; Trichosporonales; Trichosporonaceae.
AUGACCGCGAAUCAAAAACUGAACCAGGCCACAUCAUCGACUGACCUCGACUCGAGGCGAGCAUCGGAACUCAAGUCGCCCUUGGUCCGACUCGUUAGGACAGAGCCGACUGGGACGGAGCUUCCGGAGGCGUUUUCUGAGAUCAGUACAUAUUACAUCGCCAACAAUUUGUGUGGGCUUUCAAUCUCCCCAUCACUCCUCCUUUCCUCUUUGGUUACCGACUCAGUAAACAAACUCCAUCAAGUCACCACCAUGUCGCCCGCACCUGCGCUUCCCGAGGCGAAGGACAUUACGCACCACCUCACCAAGCAGGUUCGUGCUCAAACGCCCAGCGCCAUGAAGGCGUAUGCCAUGCUGCUGUCCAACAAGAACCUGCUCUCGCUCGCUGGAGGCCUCCCGCAUCCCUCCCUCUUCCCCCUCCAGCAUGCGACCUUCACCAUGCCGGACCUCGCCUCGCUGACGGGUGACGUGUCCGCAUGGCAGAAUGGUGAGGCAUCUACGGACACCAUCCAUCUGAAGAAGACUGGUCCUGGCACCGAGAACGACCCAGAGGGCCUCCUCGACCUAAACGAGGUCCUGCAGUACGGCUUGUCCAACGGCUUUUCGGAGUUGACCGAAAAGCUGCAAGAGCUCAACGACCUGACCCACGGCCGUGCCCACGCCGACCACGCAGUGUACGUCUCCCUUGGCAACACGGAUGGCGUGUCCAAGACCUUUUCGCUGUUUGUCGAGCCCGGAGACAUUGUGCUUUCGGAAGAGUACUCGUUCUCGUCGUCGCUCAACUCGGGCCGCGCACGUGGCGCAACCUUCUACCCCGUCAAGGUUGACGGCCAAGGUCUCGUUCCCGAGGAACUUGACCGUGUCCUGACCGAGUGGGACGAUGCUGUGGGCAAGAAGCCCCAUCUCCUGUACACCAUCCCUUGCGGUCAAAACCCAACCGGUUCGGUCCAGCCUCAGGAGAGAUAUGACGCCAUCUACGCCAUUUGUCAAAAGCACGACGUCAUUAUCAUGGAGGAUGACCCAUACUUUGCUCUCCAGUACACCGCCUACGAGCCUGACCUUGCUGCUCGCGAAGCCCACUUUGCCGAGGCGCGUGCACGCAUGCCUGCCGCUGCUGCCACUGCCAUCGAGGACAAUGCAUCGGCCGUCGCGGCUGUCCACAACGCGUACGCCGGCGUGGCGUCGUACCUCUCGCGCGACGUCGACGGCCGUGUGGUCCGUAUCGACACCGUCUCCAAGGUCUUUGGACCUGGUAUGCGUAUCGGCUGGGUGUCGGCACAAGCCUCGAUCGUCGAGCGCCUCAUGCGUAUCGGCGAGACGAGCACCCAGGUGCCCAACAACCUCGGCCAGGCGGUGAUUGCCUCGUACCUCAGCGACCAGCACUGGGGCGUUGGCGGCUGGAUCAGGUGGACGUGGGGCGUUCGUCUCGAGUACCAGGCCAAGCGCGACUACUUCCUCGACCGCCUGGCAGAGUACGUCCCCGCCGAGCUGGUCACGACCACCCCUGCCAUGGGCGGCAUGUUCCAGUGGCUCAAGGUCAACGUCGACAAGCACCCCCGCUACGACCCUGCAGGCGUCACCAACACGGGUGCGCUCAUGGACGAGCUGUUCGAGUACCUCAUCAAGGAGGGCAACGUGCUCCUCAUGCCCGCGAGGUUGUUCCAGGUUCCUGUCCCAGGUGUGGACUCCUCGGACCGUGCCAACUUUUUCCGUGCCACGUUUGCCGGUGACCUCCCAACAAUCGACGGCGCGCUUAAGCGCUUCGGUGACUCGUUGCAGGCUUGGCUGGCGCGCGGUUAG